AUGAAGACCUUUGCCGUCGCCGCCGCCCUGGCCUCGGCAUUCGCCGCCGUCCAGGCCUUUGAGGUCAGCUUCCCCAACGACAACGGCGGCUACUGGGUGACCAACUACACCAACACCCUUAACUGGAAAGCCAACUCGAGCGACGCCAGCUUCUUCUCCGUCCAGCUGCUCAACUCGAACAACAGCCAGCUCAACGGCAACUUCCAAAUUGGCAAUGCCCUGACGACUGCCAACGGCUCGUCGCAGAUCUUCAUUGAUCAGAUCCCGACCGGCACCUACAAGCUGCUCUUUGUCAACUCGUCCAACUACGAGCUCGAUCGCCCGCAGGUCUACUUUGAGUCGACGUCGUUCGAGAUCAAGCCCAACGGCACCACGCCUGCCCAGGUGACGGCCAACACCAACGCGGACCCCAACAGCCAGGCCGACAAGCCGGCCACGGGCUCUGCGUCGGCCACGCUGUCGUCUGCCUCGAACACGGCGUCGGCCAAGCCGUCGUCGAACAACAGCAACGGCGCCUCGAGCACCGGCGGAGGCAUGGCGGCCGCCGUCUACGGCACCCUUCUGGCGGCGAGCCUCGGACUCGGCCUGGGUCUGGUGGCAUGA
This is a messenger RNA of Pseudozyma flocculosa PF-1, 603 nucleotides long. RefSeq lists its product as uncharacterized. The transcript is spliced from 7 exons. The record is from RefSeq and is a predicted model, not a curated record. Lineage: Eukaryota; Fungi; Basidiomycota; Ustilaginomycetes; Ustilaginales; Ustilaginaceae. Bases 1 to 603 code for a protein of 200 amino acids.